AAUUGAAAAUUUGAAAAUAUUUUUUUUUGAUAUAAAUUUUCUGACGACAAUUUAAUUUUUUUAGAAAUCUUCAUUGUAUUGUGAAACCUUAAACAUAUCAUCAUGGGUAAGGAUUUAACGGAUCCGAUGUCUUUCCUUAAAGACUUUAUGGCGGGUGGUAUAUCAGCUGCUGUAGCUAAAACAGCGGUAGCGCCCAUAGAACGUGUUAAACUAUUGCUGCAAGUGCAACAUGUAUCGACGCAAAUUAGUGAGGCACAACGUUAUAAAGGUAUAAUCGAUUGUUUUGUGCGGUUGCCCAAGGAACAGGGUUUCCUAUCGUAUUGGCGUGGAAAUUUGGCAAAUGUUAUACGUUACUUUCCAACGCAAGCAUUAAAUUUUGCAUUUAAAGAUAAAUAUAAACAGAUAUUUUUGGGUGGCAUUGACAAACAUGAACAAUUUUGGCGUUAUUUCAUGGGCAAUUUGGCUUCUGGUGGCGCUGCUGGAGCAACUUCUCUAUGUUUUGUUUAUCCCUUGGAUUUUGGGCGUACGCGCCUAGCAGCCGAUGUUGGCAAGGGUGCGGGUGAACGUCAAUUCAAGGGUUUGGGUGAUUGCAUUGUAAAAAUUUUCAAAAGUGAUGGAGCAACGGGUUUAUAUCGAGGUUUCGGUGUUUCCGUGCAGGGCAUUAUCAUAUAUCGUGCUACAUAUUUUGGUUUCUACGAUACCUGUCGUGAUUUUCUACCCAAUCCCAAGAAUACUCCCUUCUACAUAAGUUGGGCCAUUGCGCAAGUGGUGACAACUAUAGCUGGCAUAACAUCGUAUCCUUUUGAUACGGUACGUCGCCGUAUGAUGAUGCAGUCGGGUCUGUCAAAAGAGAAAAUGAUCUACAAGAAUACAGCUCAUUGUUGGGCCACAAUUUUAAAAACCGAAGGUAUGAAGGCAUUCUUUAAAGGUGCCUUUUCAAAUAUAUUGCGUGGCACUGGUGGGGCGUUGGUGUUAGCUUUCUAUGAUGAGAUUCAAAAGUAUAUAAAUUAAAGUUUAAGGAGGGAAAAUAUUGCAUUUUCUUCUUUUGUCCUAACAAAAUAAAUUUAAUGAACAUUUUUAGGUUAUGUUAUCUGUUGAAAUUUGAUUAUAAAUUUAUGGAAAUGUUAGUUUUAAUUUAAUAAUAAAUAAAA
This is a messenger RNA of Lucilia sericata (common green bottle fly), 1151 nucleotides long. Its product is annotated as ADP,ATP carrier protein 2-like. The record is from RefSeq and is a predicted model, not a curated record. NCBI's taxonomy places the organism in Eukaryota, Metazoa, Arthropoda, Insecta, Diptera, Calliphoridae. Gene Ontology annotation, molecular function: ATP:ADP antiporter activity. The coding region runs from base 103 to 1011 and encodes 302 amino acids. The transcript is spliced from 3 exons. Gene Ontology annotation, cellular component: mitochondrial inner membrane. Gene Ontology annotation, biological process: mitochondrial ATP transmembrane transport; mitochondrial ADP transmembrane transport.